GCGUGCCCCGCGGCGGCCCCGCGCGGCGCCCGCAGCGGCGGCGCUGGCUGUCAGCAGCGCCCGGAGCGGCCAUGGGGCAGCGCGGCCGCCGGGGCCGCUGAGAGCCCGCCGCGCCCGGCCCGGCCCGGCGCCGCCGCCGCCGCCAUGGAGCUGGAGCCGCCCGCCGAGCUCGCCGAGCCGCGCGCCGCCGCCAAGGGGCCGCCGCGCAACGGAUUCUGUCGAGAUCCUUCAACAGAACGUGAUUCAUCUGCUACUACAGAUGUGGAGCAGAUGAGUUCCUCUUCUCCUGUCCUUCCUAUGAACUCCAUGGGCAAUGAGCGGGUUGAUCAGCGAACCUGCCUUAUCUGCGGAGACAGAGCUACGGGUCUGCACUACGGGAUCAUCUCCUGCGAGGGCUGCAAGGGGUUCUUCAAAAGGAGCAUUUGCAACAAGCGGGUUUACAGAUGCAGCCGGGACAAGAACUGCGUCAUGUCGCGCAAACAGCGGAACAGAUGCCAGUACUGCCGGCUGCUCAAGUGCCUCCAGAUGGGCAUGAACCGCAAAGCAAUCAGGGAGGAUGGCAUGCCGGGAGGCAGAAACAAAAGCAUUGGACCUGUCCAGAUAUCGGAGGAGGAGAUUGAAAGAAUCAUGUCUGGACAAGAAUUUGAGGGAGAAGCAAACAUGUCAUGGAGCAACAACGGAGACAGUGACCAUAGUUCCCCUGGAAAUGGAGUUUCUGAGAGCAACCAGCCUUCACCUGUGUCUACUCCAUCUUCAAGUAGGUCCGUGGAGCUGAAUGGAUUCGCCGCACUCAGGGAUCAGUAUAUCGGGACGCCGGUGUCCACGCACUAUCAGUACCUCCCGCACCUUUUUAGCUAUUCCGCUCACUCGGCUGUGAUGCCCCCGCAAACGCGCAGUCUGGACCCCCAGUCGCACAGUCUGAUCAAUCAGCUGGUGUCAGCUGAGGACUUGGAGCCGCUCGGCACUCCAAUGCUUAUUGAAGACGGGUAUAAAGUGACUCAGGCAGAGCUGUUUGCAUUGUUGUGUCGGCUGGCGGAUGAGUUGCUUUUCAGGCAGAUUGCUUGGAUCAAGAAGCUGCCGUUCUUCUGCGAGCUCUCGAUCAAGGACUAUACUUGCCUGCUGAGCUCCACGUGGCAGGAGCUGAUUCUGCUCUCCUCGCUGACGGUUUACAGCAAGCAGAUCUUUGGCGACCUUGCCGAUGUAACCUCCAAGUACUCCCCCUCCGACGACGAGCUGCACAGAUUCAGUGAAGAGGGGAUGGAGGUGAUGGAACGGUUGAUCUACCUCUUUCGCAAGUUUAACCAGUUGAAGGUCAGCAAUGAGGAGUACGCGUGUAUGAAAGCCAUUAACUUCCUAAAUCAAGACAUCAGGGGUCUGACUAAUGCGUCCCAACUGGAGCAGUUGAAUAAGCGGUAUUGGUACGUGUGCCAGGAUUUCACGGAGUACAAAUACCCACAUCAGCCAAACCGUUUUCCGGAUUUAAUGAUGUGUUUGCCAGAGAUACGAUACAUUGCAGGAAAAAUGGUGAAUGUCCCCUUGGAGCAGCUGCCUCUUCUUUUUAAGGCCGUUCUACAUUCCUGCAAGACGAGCGUGAGCAAAGAGUGAGCCCCAAACGCCCCUGCCCCGUGCCUUACUCCGGUGCCUCAGGCGGGGAACCGGCUCACGCGGAGAGAAAGGGGGAAAACAUGAUGAAGGCAGUGGGGAAUUGCUGAGACAGGGCAAUGGGUGCCCUUGCUGUUGUAGCAAGAAUCUUUUUUGUUUGUUUUUGUUUUUUUACUCUUUUUCCUAUAUAUUUAUUUCACGACAGAGUUGAAUGUAUGAUCUUCAACACAAUGCACAUGGUUCUGUAGGAAUGCAGCAGAUGCAUUCUCUAGCAGUUUACAGAAUGUGAAGAUGUUUAAUGUUACAGUGUUUGUUAGGGUUAGUUCUUUUGUAUUUUGGGGGCUGGGGACCGAGAUGACUAAGACUACCUCAAGGAGAAGAUGCUGUUUGCGCACUGCUCUUUCCAUGAUUUGUAUCCAAAAGCAUUUGUCGUAGAGAGCAAACUGCCUCACUUCAUUGACAGAGCUGUUAGCAUCCCAAAUGGACAAUUUUGGAGAAGUGGGUGUUAGAGAAGUGCCAAGCUUUUUUGCUUUUAAAAAAAAAAAAAAAAAAAAAAAAAGCAGGGAAUGGAGAAGAAGGAAAAGUCUGUCUAGCCAAUUUGUUUCUUUUCCUCUGUCAGUUUUCAGAUGCAGAUGGUAACAUGUGUGGUUUCCUUGAAUUCUGAUGUAGGAGAAUUGUAGCAUUGCAAAGCCGAAGGGCUCCCAAGCCCCGUUCCCGUCCUGGGGGACGCAGGAGUGUCUCCUGCCCCCAGGCCCAGCCUCAGCGGCUGGUCUGCAGUUAUCGCUGCAGAGCCUUUCUGUUAAUGGGACAUGCGUUGCUGCAGUUCAGAGGAGGCUCCCGACAGCCCGGCAACAGGGUUCCCUUGUUGGUAGAAACAAAGUGGACUGUAAAUAAUAUCUAAUCACUUCCUUAGCAUCCAUUUUAGGUUCACAAAAGCAGAAAAAACCUACGCAGAGAAGAGGCAGGAUUGUCCCUUUCAGUGUAUUUCCCCCAAGAUGAUACCUGACUGCCGAGGAGAAUUCUGCAUUGCAGCAAUGACAAGCAGCCUGUUUCUGGGAACAGUUAAUUUACCCUGUGUUAAAUGUAACGUAUGUAACUGUGAUAAGGGACUGCAGGAUCCUCCAUCGUGCCUUUCUCUGCUGGACUCAGGGAAUGCAUGAUUCAUAGUCAUAUCCCACCAGGAUGUGUUACUGCCUAGUGGAAUCCCUUUCUACCAGGAAAAACUGGUAUUAAUACAAUGCUUGUUAAGCUGUUUUAUCCUAGGUGUUACAAGGCUUGGAUUUUCCACCUAGCAACUCCACACCAUCAGACUGCAUGGAGAAAUGGUUUAAUGACUACUGGUUAGCUGUCGGAGUAAUUGCUCAGCAGCGGUGUUUAUCUAAAUUUGGGUGUUCUCGUGAGCUCCUGCUGCUGGUGGUGGUGAUGGUGUUAGAUGAGAUACUGUUUCUCUUAUCUCCUUCAUUAAGAAUUAAUUUCUGAAGACUUGGUCAUUCUCCUAGGCAGCUGUGUUGCCCUGGCUGAAUUUUCUUCCCUGCGUCCUUAGUAGUGAAUCUGAUUUUUAUGUAGUGAGUUAGGGCUAAUCAAGAAAUUUUUGAAUGCUGUUUCUGAACUACUUUGGGAAGCAAGUUCUGUUCCUCCAGGGCAGGAGGAACCAGUCGCUACCUUUUGUCCCGAUAACAGCUGUGUGUGGCACAGAGUAGGUAUUCCUCAGACGUGCUGAAGCUGCUACUAGAUCAGAGUGAAUGUGGUGGUGAACAGGAGAAAAAUGUCAUUCACCCGAGUCUUUUUUCCUUCUCCCAUGUUACCUACACAUCGGAGCAUACUCGUUCGGUAGCAGCCCAGGAGACGUUUGCAUCCCACUAGCUUGGCACAUCUCUAGGUUAGUCAACAGUUAUUCUGCGUACCAAGUGCUGCCUGCUCCGCUCUGCAGGAGAUCGUGACGGCUCCUUUUGGACUUACCCUUAAGGACACGCUGUUGACUAACUAUAUAGACCCGAGGCAGCAUUGCGUUGUUUGUAAUUCUGCUUGGGAAUCUUCCAGCGUGAUGGUUUCCCUUUUCUAAAAGUCCACUAGCUGCUCAUUUUUCAUUAUUUAAAUAUGAUGUUACGGGUAACAGCUGCUGGGACCAGCAGCAGUUCAGUUUGAUAUAGCUUCACAAAUCCAAAGUUAGUUCCGUAAAUCUCAUUUACUUUCUGAUUGUAAAAUGAGACAAGCACAUAUUUCUCAGGAAAGCCUUCUGCCUACAGUGUAUACCUCAAGCGUAAAUGGGAAGAUUUUAGUAUAUCUGUUUGUAAGUUAGAAAGUAUUUCUCAGCUUUUAACUUUAAUUUUCAAAUAGCCUCAUAUGAUCUUUUUAUUACGGGUUAUCUUCUGGCUUGCUGUUUUAUACACUCAAGGAAAUGUUAACUUGCAUAGGAGUAAUACUAUUCUACAAUUACUGAAUUAUUAUAAUCUGUUGAUGAGUAAGAGUUUGUUUUAAUUAGUGUACAUAAAAGUGGUCAUCUUAUUGCCAAAUACCCAACAAAAAUCACCUACAAGGUACCCUGUGUUUAGCCAAAAUAGACUCCCAAGAGUAAUGCUGUACCAACAACAAAAAAUACCUACACUUAUUUGUGAUGGUGAAUGGACAGGAAUGUUCUGCUUUCUAUUAUAUAACCCCAAUUUUGUAAAGGUUGAUUGGCAGCAGUAUCCAUUUACAAAUAACUGAUUUAUUGUAGGGAGUAGAAGAGCUUUGCUAAACUUACAGGUAAAAAAGCAUGUGUGUGUAUAUACGUAUACAUACACGCCAGACCAGAAUCUAACUCAUUGGACAGUCAUUAUUAAUAUCUUCUGCACCAAGUCCUCUAAUGACUUGUAUUUUUUAAACAGGGUAAAGUGAAUGUGUUGCAUUGCAAACUCAGGUAUAAUGAGAAGGUAGGAAUGUAGAUAGAAAUGUAGAGACAUUAGGUCAGUCACUAGAUGUAUUUGUGAAUUUGGUUUGAAGGACACCCUGGAAAGGUUGGAAUUUUUGUUCCAUUCUUCACGUAACAUUCAGUUUACAGGGACUCAUAUUUUAUUUGUGCUUAAUGCUAGUAGGGGGAAGUUCAUUAUCUUUGGUAUCUAUCUGCUGUUGCUUAUCUGACCUUCUGUCAUAGAGGAAUCAAUCAACAAUAAUAGUCUUUGGUAGAAUUUUCUUCCAUGACAAGUCAAUUUUUAUCCCCGAUUUGAAAGAUAAAUUGGCUGACUGACCCCCUCCUCUCCUUCAUAGUAGUUGUGCAAAUAGAAAGCUGAAGAGUUACUUUUAAUCUGGACAGAGAUUUGGGACAUAAAUUUGAAAUGCUCUGGCUCACAUAUUCCGAGGAACUCUGCCUAGGAAGCUUACCUGCGAUUUCGCAGCCUGAAGCGCAUCAUCCGGCGUAGGGAAUACAGCAGAAAUUGCUGCCGCCAGCUAACAGCGAUGGGUCCUAGCUCGAGUGGCGGGACCCAGGCGUCUUGAGCGAAAGCUCUUUGAAAUCAGCCGCUCGCCUUUGGGUCGGGCUUCCAGCGCACGAGCGGAGGCUGGACUCCAUCACGUGUGUCAGCAGCAAGUUCUCUUUCAGUUUCCCAGCCCCUAGAGAGGGUGGUGAGAGGGCUGGGUGCUGCCAGGAUGCUCAGAGAUGCCAGUUGUCUCUCAACUGAUGGGUGCGGGACUUGGCAAAAUCAAUGCAGCAGGAGCUCACUUUGCAGCCAAAUGCCAUGCACCUUGGUGACAGGCUGCUUUGUCCCCUCUGGCCUCAAUUUUAUCUGUCUUUCUUUUCAUUUGGAAUAGCAUGGUGCUCUCAGGUCCCUGCUGGACCUACUCGGCUGGUAGGGGUAUCAUAUUUGGUUAUGUAUGUUGAAAAAGAUGUGUAAUCUUUAUUGCCGCUUUCCAAAGGCAACAAAGCUGGUUGCUGCCGUCCUUCUCUUCGGCCUGUUAGCUCAGGGUGCUGCUCAGAGCCCUUGCAGGCUUCGGGUGAGCAGAGCGGAGCUUUGGAUUUUUCUGUAUAUCUUCAAUUCUGAGCUUUUCCAGCCUACAGUCACCUCACUGUAAAGACUAAAGGAGAAAGGGAAACCAUAGGUUUUCCAAAUGAUCAGUGCAAGCAUGUUGGUCAGAUUGCCAAGUGGGGAAGAAAAACAUGAAAAACCCUGUUCUGUUACAUGAAAGCAAGUUGCCAGUGGCAGGGUCACAGGAUUUUCUGGAGCGUAGAGAGUUUUUCUGGCUCCCUAGAGAGAGCAGGUUUUCUCUGAGUCUGCUUAGCCACUGCUCCAAUAAGACCAAUUCCCCAGGAACAGCUUUUUUCUCGGCCUCUCGUAUUGCUUUGAAAGAGCCUAGAAGAGCAAACAGGGUUGCGAAAGCGAGCAGGGAUUUUCAGGAAUUCUGGCGUUUCGGAAGGGCUCCUCGCCAGGAGUGCGGGAAAGCCUGGGCGCUGGGGACUCCCGCGGUGCUCCCAGCUGAUUUCCUCCCGAAUGUGUGCCUCAGCGCCCUGUGGGCCUGGCUCAGAGGAAGAUCCAAGACCGCGUUUCACAAAAAGCAGGCUUUAGUUACCCACUUAAAGGAUGGCGAUUGCUCUGGGUCCUGUUUGCUGCCUGCCCUCUGUGCUGCCCUCGCUCCGCUAAGCGCGGCAGAGCCUCCGCCUUGGCGCGGACAAGGGGCUCUUCAGGCUUUUGCACAGAACAACCACGCAGCCAACUCAGAUUAAUGAUUUUAAGUCUUGUCCUUCAAACCAACCUUUUUUAAAAAAACUUGAAUUUCUUUUAUUACUUUUUUAAAACAAAAGAGAAUUCUCCUGUGAAUGUGCUAUUUACCAUUCAUUCUUUCUUCUUUCUUGGUUUUGAUUUGAAGCUAUGAAGCUUGGUGUCUGUGAAAAUGUUGUUAUUUCUGUAUUUCUCAGGAUAAUAAGCGGCAAUCAUCCCUGCCACAUAAAAGGCAGGAGAAAGGGGGAAACUUGGGGAACUAGUUUAAGUAUGAAGCUAAUUUUUAAGUUUUAGAUGAUGUGUGAAUCAAGGAUGAUACAUAAGACGUCAGUGUCAAGCCGUGGUGUUUCUCUGGGUUCUCAGUGUGUUGUAUGCAAUACACAGAAGCUCAGGGAUAAGUAUUUAAAAUGACCCAGAGAAACCCUGGUUUUGAUGUUGCAGCAGUUGCUUCUUUCAUGACCUGUUUGGAGAACUGUUUAAAAACGGAGUAAAACCCCAUAUAGGGAUUUUGGGGAAAAAACUUCUGGUUUUGCUUGUGGGAAGUUCUUACCUUUAAAGAUUAGAUGGCUAUAUGAAUUGGUAACAUCCUUAAAAUGCACAUUGCCCGUUUUAGGUUGCCAGCCCGUAGGAGGGGGAGUCCUGGGCUUGCUUUGUGCUGGUUUUCUGAGCUGCGAGCCGGGCGUUGAGUCUGCCAGUGCGGCUUGCCAGAGAGCCCGAGUGAGCCUGAGGUGGCCGCAAAUUGCUGCGGUCGCUGGAGCAGGACCGAGGUAGGCGGGAGGUCCAGCUGGGGCGGUGAAGGUGUCCCGCUAGCUGUGCCGCUGCUCCGCUUGGGCUGCAGCCCCUCUCUGCCUCGCCCUGCAGUGCCCCGUGCUACUUCUCGUGGGUACUGCCGAAGUGUGAAAUAGCAUCGUUUCAGAAAACUUUGCAUUUCUGCUGAAGGCACGAUGGCUCCUAGGACUGGGACAGAUUGAUCUGUAUUUCCAUGCUCAAAGCAGUUUGCAAAUACCUCAUCUCUUUGCCUUGGAUGUUAAAUAUAAUACAUCUAGUGCUUAUGGAAAGGAGAAAAAUUGGUAUUUCUCACCGUGGCAGACUCCCUGACAGCACAGUCACAAUAUUGCUGUAGUCAAUCUGUUACGUACGAGUGAGAGAUUUGAAUUUCCAGUCAGUACAACCUUCUCAUCGUAGUCUGGUAGGAUUGUAGGUUCAUUCAAACUGUUUGAGAAAUGCACUGGCAUGUAAAAGUAGUCUGCUUACAACCAAGAGUAUCGGGAACGCCGCGUGCGGACCGUGAGCCGCCGAGCACCGUGUCCGGCGUGGGGCGAGCACGGCGCCGAGCGAGAGCCAGCCGGCGUUCGUAGGGCUAAACACGCUUUCUGAGCAGUCUCACGGGCCACGAUGUGCAAAUGUGAGUUUAAACUAGUCCCGUGCAAAGGGCUACCGAGCCCAAUACAGGCAAUAUUUUUUCCCUUUUAAAAAAAGAGAGAGAGGGACUGUGCAGUUGACCUCUAACAAGUCUAUGAAAGAAGCAACAUGGUUCAGUGGAAGAAAUGCCCCCAAGGGCAAAAAGAAACAAAAAUUGAAACCAGAUGACGAUCAACCUUAACAAAGCCUUUUGUGAUUCAUUGUUUUCUUUCAAUUUAUAAAAUGUCUUGUAAUAGUUGAUAACAUUAUUGACUCAAUUUCCAUAACAAAACUACCUCGUGUGACAUCCUGUUUAUCAUCUCAAGGGGAUUGUGUGAAAAACAGAAUACUGCUGGUGUUUGGUGCCGGUGCAGAACCCGGUGCGCGUGUGAAGGUCUUGCGUGUUGCUUCUCUGCCCGUGAGCUGUGGCCGGGUUGCUGCAGGAGCGUUUGGGCUCCGUGUCCAGCCUGGGCCGCCAGCUGCCAGGCGAGAGGCUCCCGGGCUGUGCGGGAGCUCCGGCAGCAGCGUCCCGCCAGCCUGUGGCACCCGCUGGCUGCCGCGGCCGCACGCCGCCGCUGGGGCGAUGGCCGGGACCGCGUGCGCCCGCGCGGCGGGGAGCCGGGAUGGGGGUGCUGCGGGAGCUGCCGGGCCUCUCCGCCGUGGCGGUGCUUGGAGAGGCUUGGCAGGACCGAGCUCAAGCGCUGCCCUCCGGGCGCGGACCGCGUGGCGCAGGUGCAGCUUUCUGGCUCGUUUUUCACUGCUGUCCCUCAGACGCAGCCAGGGUCGCAGCUCGGCGCUUCGGCAGCUGCGGUACAGACGCCGCGUUGGCGGCCCAGGACGUCGGCAGUGCUCGUGCGUGCGCCCUAGGUCGAGCCGUGCUUUGCAGCCCAAGGGGAGCUCUGCUCCAGCGUUGCUGGUUUGUGGGACAUCUCCAAAACCGGCUUGGGCCCGGUCGUGGGUCCUGCAGCAGGUGUUCCAGGUGAUGUUUUCUCUCUGUAAAACACUUCAUUUUUCCCAUGAUCCCUUGCAUAAAUCAGGGAAGCAGGAUGUUGCCUCAGCAUAACAAACAGUGAACGUGUAGCUGUUACGUUUACCGCGCUGGAGCGGGAGCCCGGACGGGUUAGCGCGGCCGGCGGCUGCUGCUCCUCUGCCGCCGGGCCCGGCUGCAGCUCGCGGCGGAGGCGGCCGGUCGCGCCGGGCGUCUCGGGAGCUGCCGCGGCCACGUGGACGUUCCCGCGCGCGCGGCGGAGCCCGGCCCUGCCCGUGGCCACGGGAGCAGCUCGCGCCCGGCCUGCCUCUGCUCGCUGCUCCGCUCCGCGACUUGACUACCUGUGGAAAUGUGACCAAUAAGUGUUGAACGCAUGUUUAGCGAGUGUUAGCUUUAUGAACUAAUAAAUGUGAAUUGUUCUGCA
Messenger RNA from Dromaius novaehollandiae (emu), 9106 nucleotides. It is a transcript of the gene NR6A1, whose product is annotated as nuclear receptor subfamily 6 group A member 1. Gene Ontology annotation, cellular component: chromatin. Lineage: Eukaryota; Metazoa; Chordata; Aves; Casuariiformes; Dromaiidae. The transcript is spliced from 11 exons. Gene Ontology annotation, molecular function: sequence-specific DNA binding; zinc ion binding; nuclear receptor activity. The record is from RefSeq and is a predicted model, not a curated record. Gene Ontology annotation, biological process: regulation of DNA-templated transcription. Bases 145 to 1605 code for a protein of 486 amino acids.